This is a messenger RNA of Cucumis melo (muskmelon), 939 nucleotides long. RefSeq names its product caffeoylshikimate esterase-like. NCBI's taxonomy places the organism in Eukaryota, Viridiplantae, Streptophyta, Magnoliopsida, Cucurbitales, Cucurbitaceae. Gene Ontology annotation, molecular function: lipase activity. Bases 1 to 939 code for a protein of 312 amino acids. Gene Ontology annotation, cellular component: membrane. The record is from RefSeq and is a predicted model, not a curated record. The transcript has 2 exons.
AUGUCGCACCCAAUAAACCAGGCCAACGAGAACAGCCCCUAUGGAGAGCUAACAAGGGAAGAAUUCUACAAGAAACACAAUGUUACUCACCAUGAAAGCUUCAUCCUCAAUGCACAGAAGAUGAAGAUCUUCACUCAAUCUUGGCGGCCUGAUUCUGACACAAAGCUCAAAGGGGUUGUAGCCAUGGUCCAUGGCUACACCUGUGACAGUGGCUGGAUAUUCGAGCUCACUGGCGUCGCCAUAGCAAAACUUGGGUUCCUCGUUUGCUCCCUCGACCUUCAAGGCCAUGGUCGCUCCGAGGGAGCCCCUGGUUCAAUCCCAGAUAUCGAACUCCUCGUCCACGAUUGUACACUGUUCUUCGACUCUAUUCGAGAACAGCAUCCAAACCUCCCUGCUUUUCUCUACGGGGAAUCCCUAGGGGGUGCAAUUUCAAUCCUGAUUUCCUUGAAGCAAGAGGGGGUUUGGAACGGAAUAGUGUUAAACGGUUUCAUGUGUGGAAUAUCAGGGAAAUUUAAACCGAUUUGGCCAUUGGAGAAGCUUCUUCCAAUAGCAGCGUCUUUAGCGCCGUCAUUACGGUUGGUGAUAUCGAAGCCAGUAGCGAGCAAAUCAUACAAAGAGGAAUGGAAGAGGAGAUUGGUAGCGAGGAACCCUAAUCGGCGAUUUUCGGGAAAGCCGCCGAUGGCAACAGCAUUGGAGUUCCUUCGAGUGUGUGAGUACAUAAAGAGGAACUGCCAUGAAAUCAGGGUUCCAAUGCUGAUGGUUCAUGGGGAAGACGACGUGGUUUGCGACAGCUGGUCGGCGAGAUAUGUGUUCGAAGCGGCGGAGAGUGAGGACAAGACGUUGAAGGUAUAUCCCGGAAUGUGGCAUCAGUUGAUCGGAGAGGCGAAGGAGGAUGUGGAGAUUGUUUAUGGCACUAUUUUGAACUGGGCUCCGUUGUGA